UGGGAGGUCUCGCAAAUGGCGUACUUUGUUAUUUUGGCUCUUGUAGUUGUGAUUGUUUUUUUGCUGGUUCGUAUCCUAAAUCUGACGGAUUCUUCUCAUUCUCCAAAGAUAUAUUCAUCUAGUAGCCAUUUUACCAACACAGUCCUACAAUCCUGUCCUAUUUUAUUCGAAAGGUAUUCCCCCCCAGUCAUUUGGGGAAAGAGUGGCCAUUGUCAAACCCUUGUUGGAGCUCUGUUUGGUCGGCGAGCCUGCCCAGAAUUGAAAGGAACUUUACACACAACAAAACUGCGUGAUGGCACUGUUGUCACUUAUGAGAUUUACUCUCCUGACAAAAGUUCACUUUUGAGCUUUGAACAGGAGAAGCCUACAAUCAUCACAGUCCCAGGAAUUGCUAACUGUUCCGAGACAAAGUAUGUGCGCACAUUUACUGACUAUGCCGUUCGUCAGGGCUUCCGGGUUGCUGUGUUAAAUCAUUUGGGAGCUAAGAAGGAGAGUGGAUUGUCCACUCCAAGGAUUUUUACUUAUGGUGGUACAGAGGAGCUGGCUGCUAUGGUAACGCAUAUCACCUCUGUGGGUAAUCACCAGCGACUUAUUGGAGUUGGGUUCUCAAUGGGCGCAAACAUUUUAAUUAAAUAUCUGGGGGAGGAACCCUCACGGCAGGAGUUAUUUGAAUGUGCGGUGUCUGUCUGCCAGGGAUAUGAUAUCUUAAGAGCAAAGACUCUCCUUCACGAAUGGGAUGGUCUUCGACGUUUUUACAACUGGGGCAUCACCCAAAGCGUGAAGAAGGUACUCGAUCGCAACAUGAAGGUGUUAUUCCAGUGCCCCAAAUUCACAUCAUCUGUGCAUCAUGUUCGUUCCUCUUCUUCCCUUGUGGAGUUAGAUGAUGCAUAUGUCAAAAAAAUGGCUGGAUUUCAUAAUUUGGACGAGUUUUAUGCUGUAAACAGUUCCUGUAACUAUAUAAAUCAGAUUAAGAUCCCAGUAUUUCUUUUAAAUGCCUCCGACGAUCCUCUUGUACCCGAGGAACUGUUUGAUACGCCAUACAACCACGUCAAAUGUAAUGAAUCAGCGGUGUUCGUUGUGACCCAUCAUGGUGGCCAUCUUGGAUUUUACGAGGGAGGGUUUUUUACUGUUUUUCCUUUGACUUGGCUCGACAAGGCCGUGAUACAGUACAUCCUGGCGGUUUUAAAAGUGAAAAAGGAGGAAAAGAUACCAUCGUUUUCCAACCAGGACGAAGAAUAUGUAAUUACAUCGUAGCAUUCGUUGGAAAAUGGCGGCGGUUUUGUAUACCUUUUUCCUGCGUUUUUUUUACGAUCUUAAGCUUCAGUUUGCCUCUCGACCAAGUCGGUUUUGCAAUAUUUUUAAAUUUAGGGGCCAACCAAGUUAUUAUUAAUGGCUAUCUUUAAUCAUUUAGCUUUUCAAAAUUCAUUUCAAUUGCAUUAUAUCACUUGGUUUUGUUAAACCUGAUGAUUUUAAACAUCCAGCAUCAAAUUUUAUAUCAGUGUAAACAUUUUAGAAAUUUGAAUAUUUUUGAUAAAACAGUCGUAAAAUUCGUAUAAGUAAAAUACAUUUUUGAAACGUUGUAACCAGUUGCAAGUAGCCUGCAGAGCAUGCGUAAUUUGGGCGAGCAAGUGCUCAGUAUCUUCUCCGCAAAAAAUGGGCGCCAUCUUUGAUUUUAAUGGAAGCGGAAAGAUGGGGAGAGAAAGUAAUUUGCACCAAGGGGGUGAGUGACGGUAAAAAAUAAGUAAAGGGGCAGGGGUGGGGCAGUGCUUGCCCUUUUCCCCGCCCCCUACCCCUACCGUUCACUCUGACUCUAAAUCAAGCAUGGCGUGCGGAUAAACGAUCACGAGCUUGUAACGUUAGCUCGCCCUUAUAAGACGCCUGCAAUGCAGGCUAAGUUGAAAGGGAAUUUACCCUUUACGCUCUAACAUCAGUAUGCAUAUUCUCCUCACUGUUGUCUAUACAUUCUCGACAUUACUGAUAAGGAGAAUUUGUACAAAAAUCAAGACCUUCAUUAGUUGGCGAUCAUUUCCUAUAUUCUCAUGACGUAACCUUUUGAUUUAAUGUUGAUUCUGUAGGGAGAAAUUAGAUUCUAGUCACUCUUAGAAGUUGAAGGAAGGAAUACCUGUAUUUCUCUCUUCCUUUCUCCAGGAAACGAGUCUUUACUCCAAUAAGAGCUGCAUACUUGAGAUUGUUGUUUUUGUUUUUUUUUAUUUGUCUGCUGGUUUUUUAACACGUAACUGAUUAACUUGAAUAUUUAAAAACGUUUGUUUAUCACUUUGAUGUUAUUUGUAACUUGUAGUUACACAGUGAUAUAUUUACGUUGGAGGGUGAAUCACCUAACCAGCAUAUUGAACACUUUAAAAGAAAAAUAUUGUUUUGGUCAUUUGGUAUCGCCUUGGGUUAUUGUCGAGUGGCGUUAUCGAUGAGAAAUGAACUAAAUAUUUUUCACAAUUGUAAUUCGUAAUUUAGCAAGUGGAUUCAGUUUAUAGUACAAAACUUAAAUGUUCAUGUCCAAUACAGCCUUUACUAAGGACACUACAUACUGACUAACUUGUAGCUCUAAGAAACACGAGGUAGUUUAAUACGAUACAUGUCUCUUUACUAUCAAUAAGGAACAGUUUUCAACUGAGUGUCGAAAGUAAUUUGGGAUUGUAAGCCGUUUUGCUUUCCUUAGCUCUUUGAUUGGCCCAGAAAAGUCGCGCUACUCUCUCUCAACCAAUCGAUGCAAAACUUAAACCCAUCACGGCUUGAUCGCCCGCGUUUUCCCGCGCUUAGGGCGGAUUGGUCGGUUUUACUCUGAGUUCUCAUUGGCUCUCACAAAGGGGUUUCCUUUCUUCUGAUUGGCCGUUUUUGUUACUUUGGUUUUGGUUUUACGACACUUAAUCGAAAAGUGCUCGAUAAGUAAUACGUUAACAAAUUGUCUCACAAUUUCAAUUAGAGAUAACUUUUUGUGAUAAAGAAGUAUUUUGAAUAAAUAAAGUCAAGGAUAACUUCGUAAUGAUAAUGAUAUUAACAAGUAUGAAUUAAAAACUAUAUCUGACAAUGAAACACUUCUUGUAACUAAAUCUUGAUAUUAAAUCAGAAAUGAAACCUUGA
Stylophora pistillata is the source of this 3096-nucleotide messenger RNA. Its product is annotated as monoacylglycerol lipase ABHD2. Gene Ontology annotation, biological process: medium-chain fatty acid catabolic process; acylglycerol catabolic process; sperm capacitation. Gene Ontology annotation, molecular function: acetylesterase activity; monoacylglycerol lipase activity. Lineage: Eukaryota; Metazoa; Cnidaria; Anthozoa; Scleractinia; Pocilloporidae. Gene Ontology annotation, cellular component: sperm plasma membrane; sperm flagellum. The record is from RefSeq and is a predicted model, not a curated record.